Molecule: messenger RNA, 2394 nt
Organism: Dothidotthia symphoricarpi CBS 119687
Lineage: Eukaryota; Fungi; Ascomycota; Dothideomycetes; Pleosporales; Dothidotthiaceae
Product: voltage-gated potassium channel
Exons: 4
Coding region: 286-2394 (702 amino acids)
Biological process (GO): stabilization of membrane potential; potassium ion transmembrane transport
Cellular component (GO): membrane
Molecular function (GO): potassium ion leak channel activity
Source: RefSeq, a predicted model, not a curated record
CGAUGUCAUCUCCCCCACUCGCCACGCUUUAUCUAUACAACACAACUUGAUGCCCGUGAUGUUCGAUCUUUUCUGCCUCCCUUCUCAUACUCUAUAUCCUUUAUCUAGCGGUGCCGAUUCCUAGCAUCAACGACCUCAUGUGAAGAUAUCUCCGCGGAUGACACUGUUUGCGCAUCGCAAUCGGAAGUCUGGUGUACUGGGAGCUAGCUCUCUGGCUGCGUAGAAGAAUUUGUGCUCUGUCUGGGGUACUGCUGUACAUAUAUUCCCACAUCCCCAUUACCCAGGAUGGAGCUGCAGCAAGACACAAUAAUGGAGGAGCCAUUUGGUCUGAAAGACACAGAGCCUAAAAGAGAAAGGGAGAAGAAGAAAAAACAACGGCAUGGCUGGAGACGUCGCAGAAGAGGCGAGGAUGAGGAGAUAGACUGGUGGUUUGCCAGUACCGGGAUCCCCUUGCUUGCAGCAACCCUCGGCCCGCUAGCAAACGUAACCUCCAUCGCGGCCCUCGUAACCAGCUGGCGCCAAACCAACUACCUAAACAACGUCUUCGUCCCCGACUUCAACGGCAUCCCCUACGCCGACCCGCACUGGUGCUACUGGCUCAACGCCGCCUCCCUCAUCUGCGGCUUCCUCGGCAACAUCUUCCUGCUGCUAAACUUCACGCAACGAAUCCGCUACCUCAUCGCCCUCCCAGCCACCAUCCUCUUCUGGUUCUGCUCAUCCGGCCUGCUCAUCGCGAGUACAGCUUGCAUGGAGGUCUUCGCCCCGCCGCACCGCCCGUACGAGACGUACACGCAGGGCUUUUGGUAUGCGGUGGCGUCGGCGACGUUUUAUACCGUCUGUGCGUUGCUGCUGAUGGGGAAUAUGCUGGGGUAUUAUCUGGGGAGGUAUCCUGAUACGUUUGCGUUGAGUGAUAGCCAGAGGACGCUUAUCCUGCAGACGAUGGGGUUCUUUAUCUGGUUGGGGGGUGGGGCUGCUGUGUAUACGAGGAUUGAGAAGAGGGAUGGGGUAAGGUGGAGUUUUGCUGAUGCGCUCUACUUCUGCGACGUAACCAUUCUAACCGUCGGCUUCGGCGACCUCGCGCCCACCACAAACAUAGGCCGCGGAAUCGUCUUCCCCUACUCCGUCGGCGGCAUCCUGACGCUCGCCCUCGUCGUCUCAGCCCUAUACCGCUUCAUGCGCGACAUCGGCGAGGAGAAAAUCGUCCAGAAGCGCGUCAACCGCGAGCGCAUGAGAGCACUCCAACGCACCACCCCACCACCCCCAUCCGACCUGCGCCACCGCGAGCACAAAGCCCACCACCUGAUCCAGCGCCGCGCACCCGUUGGUCAACCGCGUAUCAGCGCGCCGUCCUCGCUACGCCCCUUCCGCACAGCAAUCCCCCGCAUGCCGAAGAAGCCCAACCACCAAGCCAGAAUGCAGCUCCUCACCGAAGAAAAAGCGCGUUUCGAAGCCAUGCGCGCCAUCCAACUCUCCACCAAAAAAUACAAAAAAUGGCUCUCCCUCCUCUGGUCACUAUCCCUCUUCCUCCUCCUAUGGUGCAUCGGCGCGCUCGUCUUCUGGCAGACGGAAAAACACACACAAAACAUGACGUACUUCCAAGCCCUAUAUUUCUGCUACAUCAGCCUACUAACCAUCGGCUACGGCGACUUGUCCCCCCAGUCCAACGCCGGCCGCUGCUUCUUCGUCGUGUGGAGCCUCAUUGCUGUGCCGAGUAUGACGAUUUUGGUCUCGGAUUUGGGGGAUACGGUGGUUGCGGUGUUUAAGGCGCGGGUGGAUGGCGUGGCGGAUUUUACGGUGCUGCCCAGGGAGGGCGUGUGGAGGGGGUUUUUGGAUGCGCAUCCCGCGCUGCUGGGGAGGCUGCGGGAGAGGGCGGGGAGGAGGCGCGUGGAGAGGGGGUUUGAGGCUGGGGAGGGGGAGGCGGGGGUGGAGUUGGGUCGCGCUGGGGGUUUUAACGACGUUGAAGCCCCCGCAGAAGCAGAGGAAGUGGAUGUGGAAACAACCCCCCACACACAUACACACGCCUCCCUCUCCCGCCACCUCGCCCACACAAUUAAAUCCGUUUCCCUCGACUUGCGCCUCCCGCGCCCGAAACGGUAUGCGUAUGAGGAGUGGGUCGAGUUUACGCGGUUGAUUCGGUUUACGACGCCCCAGAUUGACCCCGACGAAAGACGGGGAGGAGGCGGAGGCAGAGACAGAGGCGGAGACGGAGGUGAAGACGGAGGUGAAGACGGAGGCGGAGGCAGAGCAGAAGAACAAGGCCUCGUGGAGUGGGAUUGGAUCGGAGCGGAUAGCCCGAUGACGUCUGGGCUGAGCGAGAGCGAGUGGGUGCUUGAACGGCUGUGUGAGAGUUUGAUUCGACUGCAGAUGCGGAGGGAGGAGGGAGUGGGGGGGUGA